Phialemonium atrogriseum is the source of this 921-nucleotide messenger RNA. RefSeq lists its product as uncharacterized. The record is from RefSeq and is a predicted model, not a curated record. Bases 1 to 843 code for a protein of 280 amino acids. Lineage: Eukaryota; Fungi; Ascomycota; Sordariomycetes; Cephalothecales; Cephalothecaceae. The transcript has 4 exons.
AUGGAGACAAUUUACCGGCCGAUUGCCUGCUUCAUGUUGCAACUCUCGCAGUCCGACUUCCCCCACAUUGGCAGCUUGUCCCGGACAUCACAGAAGGGCGACUCUAAGUGCGCGGCUACGAUCCAUGCGCGGCCCAUGACAUGGAAGGCGCAUGAGACCCUUAAUGUUGGCAGAGUUGAUGUAUUCUGUUCCCCGACGACAACAUUCUCGUCAACAAUGGACUAUUUCGCCCACGUCGCAAGCAAUGACUGGCGGCAUCUCUGUGAGCAGUUGAAUUCGGUUGACAAUGAGAAGGAUGCGAGGGAAAAGUACCUCUCCUGGAGUGUCCUAGACGUUUUGAUUCCCCGUUUUGUUCCGAGGUACGACAAAGGGCCAUUCAAACUCAUCUGCGAUGACGUCGGCCCAGCCAAUAUGAUCGUCAAUAGCGCAGAAGACCUCAAGAUCGUUGCGACGCCCAAUACCUGGAGCGAAUCCGACGAGAGGCUCACAAAAUACAACCGAUAUCUGGACAUCUACUUGCAGAUCUUGGAAGAAGAGGAGAACGCGUACGGGGACGACGUACCCACUGAAGACAGACCAUCGGCUCUGAUGCGGCAGUGCAAAACAGACGGCCGGAUGUGGCUUCACCACAUCGUGUGGGAAGGCUUCAAUGGUCCAACCCACGUCCCAUUCGAGCAGCUUCGAGUCGCGGUACCUGAUUUUGACAAACUCCUGGCUGCGGUCCCGAAGGAAAAGGUUGAUGCCUUUGUUGAAACAAAGAUGCAGGACCUGGCAAAAUAUAGGACGAAGCUGGCCGAGAAGAAGGCUGGCCGAGAAGACGGCAUGACCGACAUGCUCCAAUAGCCUUGACUCUCCAUGAAGUCUUCCGCGGAGGACAAUACGGCAAUGACAUGGGCUGGGCUGGAAUCACCAUGAUGCAAG